CAGAACUAGGGGCUCUCCCGGGAGGGAGCGGGGCGGGUGGAGUGUGAGCUGGAGGGGAACGCAGUCGCGCAACGAGCAGCCGCCCUGGCUAUAAAUCCUGGGGGGCGAAGCCAAACGGAUCCAAGCCUUAGGACAGUCCUGCGCGCAGCCACCCAAGGGACUGAGGCUGCUGCCGCCGCCUUCUCGCAGCAGCAAUAGUAGCUGCAGCACACCCAGGAAGGUGAGGCGCGCGUGGCUUCCCCCAGGGCGGAGAUUCGUGGAUGCCGAGCUGCCCAGCCCGUCCGAGAGACAGAGAGAGAAGAGAGGGAGAAAUCCGCAGUUGCACAGCCGCUUCCAGCGCAUCUCGCCAAGCCUUGCAAGUUUCUCCUCUCGCCUUAUGAGCUUGGUAUUAAUUUUCCAAAUACCCUCCACCUGAACUUAUAAAGAUGCUCCUAAAUAUGUCUACAGAAGAGACAGUGAAAAGAAUUCACGUGGACUGCCCCUCAUUGGGAAGGCACAACUACAUGCUAAUUGUUGUUCCAACUGUUUACACCAUCAUUUUCAUCAUAGGUAUAUUUGGAAACAGUUUGGUGGUGAUUGUUAUUUACUUCUUCAUGAAGCUGAAAACUGUGGCAAGUGUCUUUCUGUUCAACUUAGCGCUGGCUGAUUUGUGUUUCCUCGUGACUUUGCCAUUGUGGGCGGCCAAUGCUGCCAUGCAAUACCGCUGGCCCUUUGGCAGUGGCUUGUGCAAGUUAGCUUCGGCCGCAGCAACCUUCAACCUGUACGCCAGCGUGUUUCUCCUGACGUGCCUCAGCAUUGACCGUUACUUGGCCAUCGUGCACCCAAUGAAGUCCCGACUUCAGCGCACGAUGCUUGUUGCCCGGGUAACUUGCAUCAUCAUCUGGCUGAUGGCGGCACUUGCCAGCUUGCCUGUGAUUAUCCACCGUACCGUAUACUUAAUUGAAAAUGAAAAUAUAACGGUUUGUGCUUUUCGGUAUCAGACCCCCUCCAACACAACCAAUGGCACGACACUGAAAGUUGGAUUGGGCUUAUCGAAGAACAUGCUGGGGUUCCUGAUCCCCUUUGUGAUCAUUUUAACAAGCUAUAUAUUAAUCUGGAAAGCCCUGAAGAAAGCAUACCAGAUUCAGAAAAACAAGACCAGAAACGAUGAUAUUUUCAAGAUGAUUGUUGCAAUUGUCCUUUUCUUCUUUUUUUCUUGGGUUCCUCAUCAAAUAUUCACUUUUCUGGAUGUGCUGAUUCAACUCAGUGUGAUCACCGAUUGUAAUAUCAUCGACAUUGUGGAUACAGCGAUGCCUUUCACGAUUUGCUUAGCGUAUUUUAACAACUGCCUAAAUCCCCUCUUUUAUGGCUUUUUCGGAAAGAACUUCAGGAAAUAUUUCCUCCAGCUUCUGAAAUACAGCCCCCACAAUGUCAGACAUGCUAGCUUCACGACAAAGAUGUCUUCUCUUUCCUAUCGACCUUCAGAGAACUUAAUCCUAACAACCCCCAAAAAUGGGUUCUUGGACACUGAGUGAUGACUUGGCGGCGCACGUUUUCCACUACCUAGUUGGCCAGCACAGUGAUGUUCACCCAGAGUCCCAACCACCACAGCUUUAAGUGUUUAACCAUCUGAGACACAUUGUCCUAUUCAAACUGAGCAGUGGCCUCUCGUUUCGUCUUGUGAAGAGGAUUGUUGGUUGUUUACAUCAAAUGUUAAUGAAAGUAAGUAAGCUGAGGUGUUCACCAUCAGCCUGCCUUUCUAAAGCUUGGGGGACAAUAGUAUGUGGAAGAGCUCUUGAAAUGUGCUAGGAAGUGUGGUCCAAUUCAUUCUAUCAAGGCUCUGAGAUUUGCUUUGAACAUGCAUAAGCAACUCUGACAUUGCCUUUUGGGACCUAUUACACAGGAG
Messenger RNA from Lacerta agilis (Sand lizard), 1885 nucleotides. RefSeq names its product angiotensin II receptor type 1 (gene AGTR1). The record is from RefSeq and is a predicted model, not a curated record. Gene Ontology annotation, biological process: immune response; G protein-coupled receptor signaling pathway; regulation of vasoconstriction. The coding region runs from base 426 to 1514 and encodes 362 amino acids. NCBI's taxonomy places the organism in Eukaryota, Metazoa, Chordata, Lepidosauria, Squamata, Lacertidae. Gene Ontology annotation, cellular component: membrane. Gene Ontology annotation, molecular function: angiotensin type II receptor activity. The transcript has 2 exons.